ACAGCUCGAUCGCAGGGAGUACGUAGCAAAUGGCGGCCGUCGGCCUGUUAGUACUACUCCUGGUGGUGGGCGGGUGGGUGGCGGCGCAAGAAGCAGGUGAUGCCCCGGCGAGCAUCGUGGGGCCAUGCUCGCGUACAGGAGACAAGAAGGCGUGCGUGGAGUUGUUGUCGGGCAUCCCGGAGGCCCGGAAGGCGACGACGGUGGGCCCUCUCGCGGAGCUGUACCUGCGGGCAAUCGCCAACCAGACGACGGAGGCCAAGGCGAUGGCUACCAAGCUGCUAGCCACCAUGAAGGGGAAGGGCGUGCCACCCGUGUGCCUCCAGCAGUGCACCGCCAGCGUCGACACCCUCUCCAACGCCCUCGCCGCCUUCUUCUCUGCCUCCGCCGACGUCAACAAAAAGUACAGGGACUUGGACGGUUUUCUCGUGGGCUUUCUUAAACAACCGCCCAUCUGCAUGAGCGCGUGCCCCAUCCGGUCGUGCGAUAUGGAAGAGGUCACUAUCGCCGACAAGUUCCACCAAGCCUGGAAGAUGUUGGGUGUCGCACACGACCUCAUCACGCAGAUCCUAGGCACAAAGUCCUAGAUACAUUAAGGGGCGGAUCCAUAACAAGAUUUAAGGGGAGGACUCGUGAUCUCUUUCUUCCUUGUUCAGUCCUCUCUACUUUUCAUUUUCUCUCUAUUUUUCCCCCUUUCAUUUCCCCUUCUACCAAUGGUGGUCCAGCGGGAUAGGGGGGACUCGAGUCCCCCUAGCACCCACGUUGGAUCCGCCCCUGGAUACAUUCUAUAUGUUGGACAUUUUGAUUUGCCAUCCUACUACCAGAAUUUACCUAUCAAAUAAAUCUUUCUAGGUUAGCAACCCAAAUACUUCCUUACAACUGUUUUUUUAUUUAUUUUGACGGGUGCGCAUGUGUCUGUUCCCACCUCCAAUCGAGGAAUAGGAAUUUUUAUCAUACCAGUGUGGGUAUUAUUGUUAUAUACUCCUAUGUUGUUGAAAUAACUGAGAUCGUUAUUUUUAAGAUGUGCACAUUGUAACUAUUUCUAUGGGGAGAAUGAUUUCUAUAUAUUGACUUGCACUAAUAAUAUGUAGCGGCUUUUGAUUCUCU
Oryza sativa Japonica Group (Japanese rice) is the source of this 1104-nucleotide messenger RNA. RefSeq lists its product as uncharacterized. Gene Ontology annotation, molecular function: enzyme inhibitor activity. The record is from RefSeq and is a predicted model, not a curated record. Lineage: Eukaryota; Viridiplantae; Streptophyta; Magnoliopsida; Poales; Poaceae.